GUGCAGUACGUUUCCGAUGUGCUGGAAAGUGACACACGGUGAGCGGAAAAACUGGCUCGGACUUUUGUGUGACCGAUUUUUCGGCUUUGAACAUAAAGCAAGAAGAAUGGUGGUCCCUCUGCAUUCAUGUCGUUCCCUUUUUGAAUAGAAAGGCAAUCUUGGUCGGGUUCCACGAGCUUCCCGGCGUCUCCUGUCGCGAACUCGAGUUCGGUUUUCCGUUUCUUCACUUCGACGUUCGUAUUGGCUGGUUUUAAAACUCAGAGCCCUGGCCUGCCACACAGCAAGAUAUCUGCCUAAGUCGGUGUGUGUUUCGGUCUGCCUGGGGAACGCUGCACAGCCAACUUUGUCUUUUCGUGCCUCUCGCUGGGCACCUGCCAGUUUUUCUUCCGUUCCGCUCCUCUUUCCUCUUUUCGCAAUGUUUUUGCCUGCUGGACAGACGUCGAGCGCUCCGGCGGCCAGCGCCGUCAGAGCUGUGUGGGUUCAACUGAAAACGCAGCGUUUUGGUUCCGCGUUCCUCGAGCAACAUCUGCGGUGUUCAUCCACCCCGGGUAUUGGUCCCGAUGCGUCUGCAACUUUAAAAGCGGAGGAUUCUGUGGAAAAGCGGGCGCCACUUUGCCGUUCCAGCUGGUCAUUGUCUGCGGUUACCGUACCCAAACAUAUCUCUUCGUCGUUUGAAGGAGUGUCCGACUCCUCGCUUUUCCGUUCUGCGCAGUUGUCGCGGACAGGGUGCCGCGGCGUUUCUGCGUCUUCACCAAACCAGAUUCUGCCGCCCUUCACGCAAAGUGCGCGGGUUUUCCACCCGAUUUGCGCUCUCAUGCACUCUUCUGCGUCGUUCAUGUGCCCUUCCGACGUGAGUGUCCGGUCAGCUUCCUCAAAUGCCACUUUCCUGCAGCUGCAACCGCCCGUUUCGGUUGCGGGCGGGAUCUCAGGCGUCUCUUGUGUGAUUUCGCGCUUUCCGUCUCGACGGCUGCACUCGAAAACCAGCCGCCGUCCCGCGAAUUUUGGCUGCAGUUUGUCGCCGUGUGCUGCAGCCCAGACGGCCGAAGCGCUUGAAGCACCUGGCUCGGCUUCCUCCCGCUUUUUCUCCUCUUCCGCUGCAGGACCCACUGAGCACGUCAUCAAGGUUCCCUCCCUCGGUGACUCGAUCACCGAGGGAGGCUUGCUUGAGUGGAGAAAGAAGGUGGGCGACUUCGUCCUCGUCGACGAGGUCUUGUGUGUGAUCGAAACUGACAAAGUCACCGUGGAAAUCCACAGCGACUGUUCAGGCAUUUUGCUAGCGCAGGCGGCACAGGAAGGCGACACCGUCCAAGUGGGCAGCCAGCUGGCAGUUCUCGACUACUCAGAUGCCGCGGCCGAGGCGGCUGCGAAUGCAGCGGAAGCAACUGGCAAAGCGGGGGCUGAAGCUUCUCCUGGAGGCCAGUCCGGCGUGAGGUCAGCAGUGGAGAACAACGAAGAAACUGGGCGAGAGGUUUCAAUCGCAGCUGCUGGAUCCAACAGCUCCGCGGUCGGCGCCUCUCCCGUGGCUGCUGCCCACACAACCAGACGUACGCCGCGGAUCGUCUUCAAGUUUGCGGGACGGAAAUGCGGAGAAGAGCCUCUGCGUGAAGUAUCGGAGGCUGUACAGCCCGCUGAGACGUUCGAAGAUCCCCUGCUUGCGCUCUGGGGAGUGCCUAGAUGGCGCCCACUCAGCGAGGCAGAAAUGGAGGCUGUGAAUUUGGGAGGUGCCGGCAGCGAGGCCGACGCCCUGGGGACCUGGUCGCUCUCCCUCAACAUGGAUCCGGUGAAACCCAAGGGAAAGAAGCCGGAGACGGGCAAGAAGAGCAAGUAGUGUUCGAUACGAGCUUCGCCUAGCUUUCAGAAAUGGUGCAUUUGUUGAAGCUUUAGGUUUUAGGUUGCCGUCGUCCCGUGAGUGUUGAGAAAGAACUCUGACGUUGAAAGCAGAUGCAGAGCAGCCACGGCGCAAGGAUGGCACUCUGGACUCGACUGGCACUGCCGCAUCGCCCAGCGCGCGUAGCUGUCUUCAGGAAGUCAGUGGACGGGUGGUGUACAGCAGCUGUAGAGAGAACUCGAGUUUCUGUCUCUGAUUACUGCAAUAUAUCAGUAUUCGAAUGUCCUCUGAUAUCAGCGAAACGAACUGGGAUGUCUGUCUCUCAUAACUGGAGUCACACCAGUAGUCUAAAGAGUACUCGCAUGUCAACUCUGUUCAUUCGGUUGGAGGCAUACAGCUCUAGCAAAAGAGGCGCACCGCACGGAGUGUGCCGGAUGCGGAGAGUGCAUGCGAAGUCGAAGACAGUAGGAGCGAAUGCCAAAGGCGGCAGAGACUCUGGAUAAAGCGAGCAAAGGGGGUACAAAACGACAUGAAAACUGGACUCGACCACUCAGGGCAGCUGCGCUCGACGACACGCUACGCAAGAGGAAGACGUUGAUGCACACCCGCCACGGGAUCUUGCACAGAAUGCAUUGUAGUGUGGACCUUGUGUAACAUUUUCGUUCAAAAGGUAGAGACGUGAUGGGAGAUGGAGUGUGGACAUGGAUUUUCGUGCGUGAAAUUCGAUGUUAACAUGAACAAGUUGAAGCUAUGGAAAUGAUACUACGGGAAUUUCAAAGGCCGCGACGCUGCCUUCAUGGGCGACGAGUCGCGGCGUCAAGAAGACACCAGACAGGCAGUUCAGAUAUCCGUUCCAUUCAAGAACUCGACGCACCUCUUACAACGAGCAAAGUGGAAACAAAAACUGCCGUGCAGAUGGUUUAACCUAACAGCCACAGAAAUGGCCCUCCCAGCCACCCGCACUGAACUGAGAGCGUGGGGAAACGAAAAGGCUUUGUCUUUAAGUAGUGCCCGAUGAAGAGCACUGGAGGUGCUCUCGACAGUGUUCCUUUUCGAGACUGCGAAUUACACAAGCUGAGAGGGGACGUAGUGUUACCAAAGAAUCACACUCGCGCCG
Molecule: messenger RNA, 2945 nt
Organism: Toxoplasma gondii ME49
Lineage: Eukaryota; Apicomplexa; Conoidasida; Eucoccidiorida; Sarcocystidae
Product: dihydrolipoamide acyltransferase, putative
Exons: 2
Coding region: 416-1828 (470 amino acids)
Source: RefSeq, a predicted model, not a curated record